This is a messenger RNA of Asparagus officinalis (garden asparagus), 1307 nucleotides long. RefSeq names its product probable lysophospholipase BODYGUARD 4. The transcript has 5 exons. The coding region runs from base 133 to 1140 and encodes 335 amino acids. The record is from RefSeq and is a predicted model, not a curated record. Lineage: Eukaryota; Viridiplantae; Streptophyta; Magnoliopsida; Asparagales; Asparagaceae.
UAAGAGGAGAAAUGUCUUCAGGGGGCUGAUGGGCUCUGAUUGGUUUGUUAAGAGCGCGGACGAAAGGAGGGUGGAUGGUGGUUUGAGGAGGAGCCGUCGGUGGUCGGAUUGCGGGUGUGAGGGGUGCGUUUCAUGGCAGGGGAAGGGCGAAGAGAGGCUUCACUUUGUCGUGCGAGAGGAGCCGGCUCAAGGUUUCUGCUUAUGUGCAAGAGGGAUGGUUGUGCAGGAACAAGCCAACCUUGUGGGAAGAGCUCAACUGAAAAUGUCAUCUUUUUGCAUGGUUUUCUUUCUUCUUCCUCAUUUUGGGUUGAAACAGUUUUCCCCAAUCUCUCUGCACCUGCAAACUCCAACCUUAGAAUUUUCGCGGUUGAUCUACUGGGUUUCGGUAAAAGCCCAAAGCCAACCAAUUGUUUAUACACAUUACAAGCACAUACAGAACAAAUCGAGAAAUCUGUCCUCGAGACGUUUCAACUAAAUACUUUCCACUUAGUUGCACAUUCAAUGGGAUGCACAAUCGCAAUUUCCUUAGCUGCAAAGCAUCCAGAGUCUGUAAAAUCAAUAACCUUAACUGCACCACCAUACUUCCCUUCAACAGAAGAGGAAGCGAGUUAUACUGCUCUCAAUAGACUAGCUGAAAGAAAAGUUUGGCCACCGUUGGUUUUUGGGUCAUCAAUUAUGUCGUGGUAUGAACAUUUGGGUCGAACUAUUUGCUUCUUUAUUUGCAGAAAUCACCUGAAAUGGGAGUGGAUUAUGAAACUGGUCACUAGGAAAAAGGAUGUACAUUUUAAGAUUGCAGAUUUAACAAUGCACACUCAUCAUUCAGCCUGGCACACAAUGCACAAUGUGUUAUGUGGAGGAGCAAAGUUGUUAGAUAAUUACUUCGAAAUUUUGAAGAGAGAAGAGAUUCUAGUGAAGUUAAUACAUGGUGCAAAUGAUGGGGUGAUUCCUUUAGAAUGUAGCUACAACAUCAAGUUGAAAGUUCCUCUUGCGGAACUUCAAAUCAUCCAUAACGCAGAUCAUAUUAGUGUUAUUCAAGGUAGGGAGGAGGAGUUUACAAAAGAACUUGAAGACUUCUGGUUUUCUUCUGCAAAACGUGAGGUGUCAAAAUAUGGAUCUAGUAAAAUAAUGAAAUCAUUGUGAUCUUUUGUUUCUAAUGUUUGUCUGCGAGAAUUUUUAACAAAUACAUAAGUUUUUGGAGAGAAUUUAACGGUAAACUUUAUUGUAUCAUAGUGUUGUCAUAAACAUACGCAAGACAUUUUAAAUGUCAAUAAGUUUGAGGAUAUAAACUUGUUAUGAUCGCAUAUUUG